AUGUCCUACGCUCAAGGUUCCAAUAACAAGCGCUGGGCAGAGCCAGUGGAAAAUGAUGCCACCGUUUUAGGUGCCGUGUUCCAGUACAGGGUGUGCCUGGCAUAUGUACCAUUACAAGAGGGGGAGUCUGGACUUCAGGGCUUCCUGGGACACGCCGGUUUCCCUGGCUCAGAUGGGCUUCCUGGAAUGGAUGGAAAGCCUGGACCACCUGGGUUACCAGGAGAGCAGGGCCCUCAGGGAUUUAAGGGUGACCAAGGUCCAGCUGGAGAAAAAGGAGACCAGGGGUUCUUGGGCGACCCUGGACCACCUGGGGAAAAAGGAGAAAAGGGGACAAAGGGGGUGAGAGGACAAAAUGGCCCUUCUGGACCUGCUGGAGCUCAGGGGAUGAUGGGUGUCAAGGGUGCUUCAGGGUUCCAGGGCCUGCCUGGACCAGAGGGGGAAAGUGGUGCAGUGGGUUCUCCAGGGCUGGCCGGACCUAUGGGGGAGCCAGGGCAGCCGGGGUCAGUCGGAUUACAAGGAGUCAAUGGCUCUCAGGGAGAAAUGGGCCCUUCCGGCUUGCCAGGCCCACGGGGCCCCAAGGGACCACAAGGCUUGCAAGGGAGACGUGGACCUCCAGGGCCUAGAGGAUCACAGGGUCCACUUGGGAUAGAAGGAGCCUCUGGGCCUAAAGGAGACCCUGGAGCAGUCGGUCCUGCUGGACUAAGGGGAGAGCGUGGUCAAGAAGGCCCCAUGGGGUUGAUUGGAAUUCCAGGUUCAAAGGGACUCCCAGGAGACCAGGGUGGUGAAGGCACAGAUGGAGUGAAAGGGGACAUGGGAACCAAAGGAGACAAGGGAGAACGUGGGCCACAGGGGAUGAAAGGGCCCCCAGGAGUUCGAGGUCAAAUGGGUCUGCAGGGAUUUCCUGGACCCAGAGGGCCAGCUGGACCCCAAGGACAUGACGGGAAGGAAGGACAAAUAGGCCCACCUGGCCAGAACAACAAUGAAGGGCCGAAGGGCAGUCGAGGACCAGAUGGCUCGAAGGGAACGCCUGGGCCAAGAGGACACAGGGGCCGUACGGGCCAGCGUGGGUUGGUUGGGAUCCCAGGACCCCCAGGCUUACGAGGCGUUCCUGGAAUAGCAGGCCCAGAAGGAAAGCCUGGUACACAGGGUGUAUCAGGUGCCAUGGGGAGCCCUGGCAGAAAGGGACCAGCUGGUGCUGGUGGCUUACCAGGUGACAGAGGGCAUGAUGGACGUCCUGGACCAAUAGGCCCUCCAGGAAAACCAGGACCAGACGGAGACCCAGGUUCUCCGGGGCCAAGGGGGCUGCCUGGUAAACUUGGCUUGGAAGGACUGCAAGGACCUGUUGGCAUGUAUGGCUACCCAGGAUCUGUUGGUGACAGAGGAAAGGCAGGACCCAGGGGUGAAAAGGGAGAGCCCGGAGUCCGGGGCCCACCAGGAUUUCCAGGAAAAGCCGGUCCCAAAGGUCCCCCUGGCCCACCUGGUGGGAAAGGUCCCCCUGGUCCACAGGGGAGACUGGGAGACCCAGGUCCUAGAGGGCUUCCGGGACUGCUGGGGCUUCCAGGCAUUCAAGGGCCAGAUGGCGUCCACGGUAAGCCUGGUGUGCCAGGAGAGAACGGGCCUGCUGGACUGAGUGGGGCUGCAGGACCGGCUGGAUACCCAGGCCAGGAAGGGCCAGCUGGGCUGGAAGGGCCUUUGGGGGAGAAAGGAGAGAAGGGUGAAGUGGGAGAGCCGGGAGAAGCUGGCAUCAGAGGCCUGGAUGGAGAGCAGGGUUCCCCGGGACUCCCUGGAAUGGAAGGUCAGCCUGGGUCCAAAGGGGAGCAGGGAGACGCAGGAAUCUCAGGGGCUCCAGGUGUCAAUGGAGGCUCUGGGGAGCCAGGAGAGGAAGGGCCAAAGGGACACCCUGGGAGACCUGGGGAACUAGGAAAAAAGGGUGACAUCGGGGAGCCCGGAGAUAUGGGGGAGCCCGGGCCCAAGGGCCAAAAGGGUGACGCCGGCCCCAGGGGCCCUCUUGGAAUGUCUGGAUCAGGUGCCAUUGUGGGAGAAACUGGUGAAAAGGGACUUAAAGGAGAGAAGGGGCAAGAAGGUUUACUGGGCCAGGUCGGUGUGAUUGGGACUGCAGGACCUGCUGGAUCCAGAGGACGAAUUGGUGAAGUAGGCAUCCUAGGUCCACCUGGGUUAGCUGGCCCUGAGGGAGAGAAGGGGGAUCCAGGACCAAGUGGACUGAUUGGCCCAGCUGGUGUGGCUGGAUUGGAGGGAGUCCCUGGGGAAGGUGGAAGAAAAGGAGAGCGAGGCAAGCCAGGGCCUGCUGGUGCAGCAGGCUCCAGGGGUGAAAGUGGGAGCCAAGGACUCAAGGGCUUUGGUGGGCCUGAAGGACCCAAAGGAGAUGAGGGGGGAAAAGGAGAGACUGGCCAUCAGGGUUCUCGUGGACCACCUGGAGAAGUGGGAGCAGCAGGGCUAAGUGGUGUUGAAGGCCCUCCGGGUGAGAGGGGGAAGCUGGGGGAGCCAGGAGAACCGGGACGAACGGGGCCUCGAGGACAACUGGGUCCGGAGGGACAGAGGGGUCGUAAAGGAGAAAAGGGGAACAGUGGGCACAAAGGAGAUCAGGGCCUCCCUGGCAAUCCUGGCAGACGGGGCAAGCGAGGCAAAGCCGGGCACAAGCUCCCAAGAGGCCCCAAGGGACCCAAGGGCCAUCCAGGUGAACCAGGGUCAGAGGGACCACGUGGCCCGCAAGGACCUUACGGGAUUCCUGGACUGAAAGGGGUGAAGGGAGACCAGGGGUCAAAAGGACAGAAGGGUGAGAAAGGCAGCAAGGGAUAUUGUGGCCCGCAAGGAGACGAUGGCUUCAAGGGCAAGCAAGGACCCGUAGGUGCACCUGGAAGGCCAGGAUCAAAGGGAGAGCAGGGUAAUAUUGGCCCGUCUGGUCCAUGGGGAUCCUCCGGCUUCCCUGGAUUGCCAGGCUUAUUUGGACAAAAAGGACUUAAAGGUUUCCAAGGCCUGCCAGGACCCAAAGGCGAGCCAGGCCUGCCUGGUGCGCCCGGCCUUGCCGGUCCCAGGGGACCCUCGCUAAACGUCUCCGUGGAGGAACUGAAGCAUCUGAUUUAUUCAGCCAACAAACUGAGCUACGCCAGGGUGUGGGCUCUUCUGGACAACUUGGGCCGUGAGCUGAAGGUCCUGGUAGACCCCCCAAAUGGCACUAAAGAAAACCCAGCUGCCAACUGCAAGGAGCUCCUCCUGGCUCAGCCUGGCCUGCCUGACGGUUAUUAUUACAUAGACCCCAAUCAAGGCAGUCCGCAGGACUCGCUGCUGGCCUUCUGCAACUUCACGGCAGGGGGAGAGACCUGUAUCGCUCCAGUACGCAAUCAGGUGCCCAUCAAAGCCUGGCUGAGAGCAUACACCUCCAAGGACACCUUUGAGUGGUUCAGUGCCCUGCCUGGGGGCUUCCUGCUGGAAUACCAGGGCGCUAGCACCGUCCAGCUCCGCUUCCUGAAGCUGCACAGCAGCCUCGCCACCCAGAAGGUGUCGUACUCCUGCAGGCCUGACUCCAACGGCAGAGAGCCACAGCUGGAGAAAGCCAUCAAAUUCCUAGUGGACUCCAGGGAGCAGAGCUACCUGUCCACGCUGCCAGGCUGCAUGCUGGACAAUGAGUCGUCCAUCACAGACACCAUAUUCCAGUUUUCCACAGAGGAGCUGGCGCUCUUGCCCCUGCGAGACCUGGCUGUGUUUCACAAUGGAGACAUCUCACACCAGUUUGGAUUCACGGUUGGACCAGUUUGCUUCAGCUGAACCCAGAAACAAAAAUCCACUUUCCCUUUGGGGAAUAUAUGACUGCAAAGGAGAAAGGAACUAAAAAAAAACCUUCCCACUGUUGCACCUCUGGGUAGCUUUUGAAAGCUCCCGUUCCUAUUUAUAAGGUAAUGUUUAUAGCUGCAUUAUGCCAUGGACUACACGGCCUUCUGAAGGAGGAGACUACUGUUUACAAAAGUAAUUGCUCUAUAAAUAUAUAUAUAUAAAAGGUGUUAAUUUAACUCCAUCCAUUAGGCUCUGCUUAAAAGGAGAGCCAAGCUUUCAGCUGGGACCAAGUUUUCUUCCCAAGUCCCUGGGUCCCUUUCUCUGCUGCAGCAGCAGUGUGUAGAGCCGCUGGAUUAGCACAGGCUGUUGCUGCCUGUGAAGAUUCUGCCGAUCAAACAAGCAGCU
Messenger RNA from Gopherus flavomarginatus (Mexican gopher tortoise), 4194 nucleotides. Its product is annotated as collagen alpha-1(I) chain-like. The transcript is spliced from 58 exons. The record is from RefSeq and is a predicted model, not a curated record. Gene Ontology annotation, molecular function: extracellular matrix structural constituent. Bases 1 to 3783 code for a protein of 1260 amino acids. NCBI's taxonomy places the organism in Eukaryota, Metazoa, Chordata, Testudines, Testudinidae.